Molecule: messenger RNA, 2670 nt
Organism: Rattus norvegicus (Norway rat)
Lineage: Eukaryota; Metazoa; Chordata; Mammalia; Rodentia; Muridae
Gene: Cdc42se1
Product: CDC42 small effector 1
Exons: 5
Coding region: 280-519 (79 amino acids)
Biological process (GO): regulation of Rho protein signal transduction
Cellular component (GO): cytoskeleton; plasma membrane; cell junction
Molecular function (GO): small GTPase binding
Source: RefSeq, marked provisional
CGCCGGGGAGCGGCAGGAUUCCGCAUCCAAAGACGACAGGACCUUCUGCCUGCCUUCCCAAGCCUCUUGCUGGUGCUCCUAGUGGCUCCGCUGAGUCAGACUCUGACUUUCACCGAAAGACUCCUUACUGGCCUCUAGGAUUGCUGCCUUUUCCCAGCCCAUCUGGUUGAGUGAACAGAGAGUGUUGUUACCCCUGAGUGUGAGGACUGGUUGGUUAGCAACAAACAAGAGCCCCCUGGGGCCUCUGGCAGCGGCCUGAAGCUGGAACCAUCAGGGAAUAUGAGUGAGUUUUGGCACAAACUGGGCUGCUGCGUGGUGGAGAAGCCCCAGCCGAAGAAGAGGAGAAGACGGAUUGACCGCACCAUGAUUGGGGAGCCAAUGAACUUCGUCCACCUGACUCACAUCGGCUCUGGGGAGAUGGGGGCUGGAGAUGGACUUGCCAUGACAGGUGCUGUUCAGGAGCAGAUGAGAUCCAAGGGGAACCGGGACAGACCAUGGAGCAACUCUAGGGCCUUGUAGCUCCCGUGGGCCUGGUUUUGCAGUCUUGGAGUUCCUAUUCUGUGUCCAACCCAGAAGAAAUGCCAUCACCAGAUCCCUUCCACCAGUGACCGACCCAAGGGCCCUCUCUCUAACAAGUGCCUCAAAAGGAGUGGGGGCUGGACUCCCUCUACUCCCUCUGGCCUCUGCCCCUCCUGGAGAUGGGGGUCAAGGCAGCAGGACUGACCAAGUGACUACUGGUGGGCCAGAGGAACACAGCUGAAGCCCUGCACACCCUUGAUCUGAGCUGGGGGUUCUCUGGGAACCUGGAAUGGGUUCCCUGCUCUGGAAUGAAGGUCGGGUGCCGCCUGUUUCAACUUCUUGCCUUUAUUCUUUAAUUGGCAGGCAGGUGCGGGAGCCACAGCUGAACCCGACUUUGCUACAGUUCUCCCUGCUUCCCUGCCCUCCCUUUCCUACUGGAAUGAGCAAUGCAGAGGUUAUGGGGCUGGGUGACCACUGCCCAAUCCACUCUGGAUUUCAGACCUUAAGGUCACAGCCCCGCCAUGUGUCUCUGCAGACACCAGGGUCUUGCUCCAGUUAGGCCUCUAAUCCCUUGCUUUUGUAGUAUUAAUAGCUUCCCAGAAAUAUUUUUUGUAAUUAAAAUUUGAAUUUGAGUUCUUUUAAUUACCCCCAUCCUGCUUCCCCGUCCUUUCCCUGUCCCUAUAAGAAACCUUAGGUGUCCCACUGAGUAAGAAUUAAGGGAUGGAUCUUAAUUUGACCACAUUCCACUUAAGGCUUGGAGUCCUUGCCUGCCCUCUGUCAGCCGCCCUGCUGGCCCAGGUGAAAGGAAGAGGAGGGUUCUGGAUAAAAAGCCAGGAUGUAGCAAGAUCAGCUGUAUCUCAGGGUAGACUUCCUGUGGGGGUAAUGAGGUAAACGGGUUGAGAGCACUCUUCGGAGCACAGGCCCUAAGAUCCAUUAUGGAAGCGUAGCUUUUCAACUCGAACACUUGAAAAGAGCUGGGACAGUUUGGGCUGCACCAUGCUCUGUAAUGGAGGGUUGUUCGGCACCGACCACAGCAUCUCUGCUCUCGCCCAACCCCCAGCCCAGUGUGGCAACCAAAAUAUCUCGAGAAAUUGCCAAAUGUCUCCCAGGGAUAAAAUCAUCCACAGUUGAGAGCCACAGUUUUGAAAGUCAAGCUGUGUUUUCCUUAAGUGGUUUCCACAUGGCCUUCCCACCCGCAGCCUGGUGAGCCAGCACCCUCAGAGGGCAGGCUCAGCAGAACCCCGCACAUCCUUAGUUCAGCUGUGUUGUUUGUGCUCAAGUCUCUGCAGAGACGGGACGGGCCGUGCUGGGAUGAGAGCAGAGGAUCAGAAGCUGCAGGCACUGGCUGUGCUGUCCGUGCUAAGCGCCUCUCUGCUCUAGUCUUUGAACCCAGCGUAAGACUCAGGGACUUUGGAAGAUCAGGUGUCACCACGUGGCUAAAGAGUGUGCUUUAGAUGGGAAGGCGCUGUAGGAGCAGAGUCUUUAGGCCCUUUGUUUUCUCAGGUGUUUUUGUUCUGGCCCUUUCUUUGCAGGCUGAUUAGAAAGGCAGAACAAGACAGACAAGCUCCUGACUGCUCCUAGAAAAGAGGGCCGGGGUCUCAUUAGCUUUGUAAUAGGAAGCUUGUUUUGUGGUAAUGGGUCAGGGUUGUGGAAACUGAUCUGUGCCUGCUGCCUCCCUCCGUCCAGUUACCCCCGGUCUAGUGACUGAGACUUUCAUUUGUCCAAAGCUCUGCACUCUGGUGUCUCAGGCUCUAAGACUGGUCACGGAUGUCCACUCGGAGUUUGCCUCCGUGCGGUUUCAGUCAGGCCUGCCUCCCUAAGGGAGUUCACCUCAUAGCCCUAGAGGAGCUUAUUAAUUGGAGGCUACGUGAAUACUUGCUGGAGGACCUGUGUCCCCUGGCAGCAUGCUCCCAGGAAGGCCAUUGGCAAAAGGUUGGACAUAGUGUGGGUGACCCUGAGCUCCAGUUGUGCGUUAGUUUUUUGAGCAGUCCUUCCUGCUGAUGCUCUUCUGCCUCGAGCUACCUUCUCUAGUAUGUCUGCUGCCACCACUUAACAAGGUGAUUGGAAUGAGUUUGAGUCAUAAUUUAUAUUAAAAAGUUGAUGAUGGACUUUUAAGAUACAUUUUUUUCCAAUAAAAGAAUUAAGCAAAAA